UCUCAAACAAACGUUUUACAUCUUUUUCAAUGCACUUUAAUGUUUCUGCUUGCAGCUAAUGCUGAAAAUUGGUGGUACCAGAGGAAAGCAAAACUAAUACUGUAUUAGUGAACUUCAACUGAUAUUCAUCAGAAAUUUGUGUUCUUACCGGCUGAGACGGAAUACAAUUGAUGCUUAGAUGACGACUAAGUAGUUUUUGAUUUGGCGAACGCGUUCAAUUUUGUAGGAUUCUGAAUUAAAUAUUUACUUGGUACGCAGACUAAACGUUGCCUCUAGGAUUGGAAACAUGAGCUGCAUCAAACAAGAACCUCGAAGUGUUUCCCCUCACUGCCCAAAACCUGAUGAAUCUGAGGAGCCGCUGGGAACAGCGAUGGAGACGGCAGCUGAGGAUGUCAACAUUGACACUGAGGAUAACUCCUCUGAAGUAAUUGUGACCAAAGAAAUGGAGGAAGAAGAGCGGCACCUGAUGGCAGAAGGGGAAAUAAAAGACAAGGAAAUAAUGGACAAGGCUCGCCAGGAGUUGGAGAAGGAAAGUCAUGAAAUCCGCUAUAAGAGACUGCAACAUUUACUCAAAAAGAGCAACAUCUACUCUAAAUUUUUGUUGAGCAAAAUGGAGCAACAGCAGAAUGAGGAGAAAAUGAAAAAGGAGAAACUUGAAAAGAGGGGCAAGAAAAUCCCUGAUGGUGCUGAGCCUGGAAAAGAUAAAAAGAGAAGAAGAGAGGAGGACUACAAAAUUGCUGAUGUUAUGUCUAAAGAAGAAAUCAUGUCACAGGCGAAGAAGGUGAAAGUCAACGUGGAAGAAGUCUCCACCCAGAAGAAACUAGAAGCCAAGGAUAUAGAGAACAUGAGUGAUUCCAACCAAGACAUCAAGAAUCGUUUGGCAGAGACUGUGCGAGACAAUGCCAAACAUCUUCUGAGCCCUGACAGGAAGGUGAAUGGGAUGCCAGUUCCUGCUCUGCAGCCACAACUCUUCACCGGUGGGGUCAUGAGGUGGUAUCAGAUCGAAGGCAUCGAGUGGCUUCGGAUGCUGUGGGAGAAUGGCAUCAAUGGGAUCCUGGCUGAUGAAAUGGGACUGGGAAAGACAAUUCAGUGUAUUGCACACAUCGCCAUGAUGAUUGAAAAGAAAGUCAUGGGCCCAUUCUUGGUGGUGGCACCACUCUCAACUCUGCCCAACUGGAUCAAUGAAUUCAAACGCUUCACACCCGAGGUGUCUGUGCUGCUUUAUCAUGGCCCCCAACCAGAGAGGGGUAAACUGCGAAAGAAAAUGAACAGAUUCCAGGGGUCUCUCAAUAUGUAUCCUGUCGUUGUCACCUCAUUUGAGAUUGCAAUGAUUGACCGAAAGUUUCUUCAGCGGUAUCAGUGGAAGUACUUGAUUGUGGAUGAAGGCCACAGAAUUAAAAACCUCAACUGUCGACUAGUGAGGGAAUUGAAAACGCUGCCCACCGACAACAAGCUGCUGCUUACCGGGACUCCACUUCAGAACAACUUGGCUGAGCUCUGGUCUCUACUCAAUUUUCUCUUGCCAGAGGUUUUUGAUGACCUGAAGAGCUUUCAAUCUUGGUUUGACAUUGACACACUCGGCGAGGCUGAAAGUUUGGUGGCCGCUGAGCGCGAACAGAGCAUUCUGAGCAUAUUGCACCAGAUUCUGACUCCUUUCCUGUUGAGGAGAUUGAAGAGCGAUGUGACACUGGAGGUUCCUCCAAAGAAAGAGAUAAUUGUUUAUGCCCCUCUGGCUGCCAAACAGGAGAUUUUCUACACUGCUGUGAUGAACAAAACCAUCGCACAAGUGCUUGGUCAACAAAAGAGUGAAACGCCUGUGUAUUUGACACCAAAUGGUAGACCAAAGCGUCGCACUCAAAAGAUUGUUGACUACAAUGAAGCAGAGGAUGAUACUCCUCUAAGCCUGGAGAAAUAUCUGGAAAAGAUCCAAAAGGAGCAGGAGAAGAGUCCCUCUCCAAUACUGGACAUCCAGUGCCCUCUGGAUGCUGAGAUAAACCUGAAGAUGCGAAAUAUCUUAAUGCUGCUGAAAAAGUGCUGUAAUCAUCCUUACCUGAUAGAAUAUCCCCUGAAUCCGGCCACACAAGAAUUUAAGAUUGAUGAGCAGCUCGUACAGUGUUCUGGGAAAUUUCUUAUACUGGACAGACUCCUGCCUGCACUCAAGGAACGAGGACACAAGGUACUCAUCUUCAGUCAGAUGACUUCCAUUUUGGACCUUUUAAUGGAUUAUUGCUAUUUGCGUGGCUUCAACUACAGCAGAUUGGAUGGCAGCAUGUCGUAUCCUGACAGAGAAGAAAAUAUGGCCAAGUUUAACAAAGAUCCAGAUGUUUUCAUUUUUCUACUCAGCACCAGAGCUGGAGGACUUGGGAUCAACCUGACAGCUGCUGACACUGUCAUUAUUUUUGACAGUGACUGGAACCCCCAGGCAGACCUGCAGGCUCAGGACCGCUGUCAUCGCAUUGGGCAGACCAAACCAGUGGUGGUGUAUCGCCUGGUUACAGCAAACACCAUUGACCAAAAGAUUCUGGAAAGAGCCUCAGCAAAGCGAAAACUGGAACAGAUGGUCAUUCAUAAGAAUAAGUUCAAAGGUAGCAGGGCAGAGUUGAAGCAACCUAAAAGCUGCAUUGAUCUGGAUGAGUUGAUGGAGCUGCUCCAAGCUAGAGGCACUGAGAAGCAAGUGAAAGCAUCUAGGGGGAAGGUGAUCAGCGAUAAAGACCUGGAAAUUUUAUUGGACCGUAGCGACUUGCUAGAUGAGGGAAAAGGAAGAAAAAGGACAGAGAAGGUUGGUGUCUUCAGAGUGAUUGAGAGUGCAGAAUCAUCUGAGAUGACUUGAAAAGACCUGAAAUAUUUACCUUCAAAACAUUCCUUCGGAUGGAAACUAAAGCAAUGCUGCAAUGACUUGAGACUACUGUAUGCUUGAAUAAUUCAGUGAAAUGUUUAGUUGAGCUCCAUUGCCUGUAGUCUGUUUUGUCAUCGGUUUAUUUUACAAGGGCUUUAAUUACGGUAAUUUGAUUGUUCGGGCUACAUUGUCUUUUCUUUCGGUUGACACUGCCUCUGUUCUCUAGUCCCUCUUCAUCGCUUUUCAAAGUGUAAGUUUCAAAGUUCCACAUGCAUCUCAAGAAAUUUGUACAGCAUUGACUUUGAGACACUAAUUGUCAGUCCACACAGUGAUACUUGCAAGCAUGUGAAAGGCAAAACUGAGACUCACGUUAAGAUCCACUUGUCUUUUUUUACUCUCCACCCAAAAAGUCCAAUGUUAUGACAGUUAAUUUACACAUUUACAUCUUUUUAAAAAAUCUUGCUUUUAUUUUCUUAAGUAUGUUAACCCAGGAAUAAUAAUACCGAUUUCUAUAAAUGGGUGCCAAUCCUUCCAUUUCACAAUUUUUUUUUUCCUUAUGAUAAAAAAAGGAAUCCAAAAUGAAAGAAAUGUGAAAAUUUCAUUUUAUUCACUCCGGGAUGUUUGAGCAGAAGGUGCAUGGCGUCAUAUAUUAUUGUGGAUAUUUUUGGUUUUAUUUCCUUAAAAAAUAUUGUAUGUUCUGUAUUUCCAUUGUAGUUUUUCACUGGUUUAGCAGAGAUUGCUGAACAAAAUAAAAACCUGGCAA
Messenger RNA from Corythoichthys intestinalis (scribbled pipefish), 3599 nucleotides. It is a transcript of the gene hells, whose product is annotated as helicase, lymphoid specific. Gene Ontology annotation, molecular function: ATP binding; ATP-dependent chromatin remodeler activity; chromatin binding. The record is from RefSeq and is a predicted model, not a curated record. Gene Ontology annotation, cellular component: pericentric heterochromatin; nucleus. Bases 287 to 2830 code for a protein of 847 amino acids. Gene Ontology annotation, biological process: DNA methylation-dependent constitutive heterochromatin formation; pericentric heterochromatin formation; lymphocyte proliferation. The transcript is spliced from 23 exons. NCBI's taxonomy places the organism in Eukaryota, Metazoa, Chordata, Actinopteri, Syngnathiformes, Syngnathidae.